Klebsormidium nitens is the source of this 3252-nucleotide messenger RNA. The record is from the annotation of a GenBank genome assembly. NCBI's taxonomy places the organism in Eukaryota, Viridiplantae, Streptophyta, Klebsormidiophyceae, Klebsormidiales, Klebsormidiaceae.
AUGAACCGGAGCUGGGUCCCAGGUCACGGUGCCGACGACGCGCGAGCGGAAGCAUAUUCAAGCAGUGCGUACCGGAGCGCCCAGGCGGCCAAGCGAGCGCAGACCCUCCUCUCCAGGUACAAGAUUCCUGGCCCUUCUGAUAAGACGACAAGGUCUACCUUCCGCCACCAUGACGAUGCCACUGCCCCUGCAAACCCCCUUGCAGCAGAACCUAUUUGGCCUCAGCUUUAUGCGCAACGACCAACCCAGAGGAGACCCCAGACAAAGCGGGGCCGCAACUUGGAAGAUGUCAGGAGAGGAUUUGAUCCCGCUUCCAGUCCACGGUUGAAGGACUUGGCUUAUGAAGACGGAAACGGUUCUUCGCCGAUGUCUACACUUUCGGGGGUGUCGCAUGCCGGCACCGACUCCCCCACCGAAAGCUCGAAAGCGAAUCACAGGUAUGGGUCAGCAUCUGGGUUUGCGCCCAAACCUCCGGAGGAACCGAUGAACAGUGCGAGAAAGCGGGGCCGACCCGUUAGGACGCUUGACGCAAAAAAGAACGGUUUGGGGGGUGAUUCGCACGGCAGGAGGGACCCCCUAGCGGAGUUUGCGGAGAGAGCAGCGGCAAAGGAAGCGUCGACAAGAGUCGCUGAUCGUGGAGCUGGGGGGAGUGACGUCAUGAGGGACAGCAUCCAAGCUGCCGGGUCGAGGCUCGGGCUGAAGAUCAUGAUGGCGGACGAGCUGGGUGACGUCAGCGGUGACGACUUUGCGGGAGGCCCUGUGGCGAGCGACGUCGACAUGCAGAACGUGGGGUUGAGAGAACCGUCGAGCGAGGAGGAACUGAACGAGGCCCGGCGAAAGCUGGACUUUGGAAACGUGGGAGGGUCUCCAGAGGUCUAUGAAGGGCGGUCCAGCCAAUCGAGGCAGUCUGAAAGAAGUGGGGGGGAUCUUUUUGGGGAGAGGAAAUCUCCGAGGAAGUUUUUGAAUUUUGGAAGGGAAGAGCAAGAAGGUGGAAAGGAGAUGCUUGGAGCAACGGAUAAUUGGAAUGGGGCCACUCGAGAAAAGGCAAUUGGAGGAGCGGAAACAGCGUGGGUCCGAGACCGAAGAAAGAAAGCGGGUGAGUCGGACGUCAGUCCAACUGGAGACAUGCGGAAAGAGUCGUCAGCAAUGUGGAAUUCAAGGGACUCCGCAACACCGCCUCGGCAAAAACGAGGGGACGUUUCUGCUCCAGUUUUCAAGGGGGUGAAAAGGAGCAGCGGGCCAGACGUCGAGUUGAAGUCUUCGAAGGAGCGGAUCAUGCUCGCGGACAGCUUGGAGCUUGAGGCGGCUGACGUCAGCACCAGCGCGUCUUACGGCGGUACAGGCGAGACUGACGUCAGCCUCUCGGAGCCCUCCAAAGAGCGCAUGGAAAGUGGUUCUGGCCCAGGCGACUGGAAGCCGUCAGACGGCGGGCGUCCAUUGCUGCAAGGGCCAUCUGGCGGCACGGGGUUGCGACACGUGUCACCCUUGCGCCUGUUCGCUGACGAAGGCGAGAGCGACCGAGAGGUGACGCCUCGUCAGCAUUACGUCAAAAUGGCGGACAGCGACCAGGAGAGCCAAUUGGGCGAGGGGGGGGAAGAAAAGACGGUUGAAAAGACGGGGGUGAACGAAGGUCGGAGCACGAGAUUUGUUUCAGGGGGGCACUUUGUGUCUACCAACGGAGGGGGGGAAAGCGGGGCAACGGGGUCACGACAGUGGGGGAAUGCUGGGAAACAAUCGAGUGAGGGAAGCCUGAGGCGAGAAUUGAAUCAUUCUUGGGAGAGCAAAAGCGCAGAUGAGCUUUCAGAUUUUGAGGAACAUUCGGCGGAUGGGCAUACGAGCAAGGGGCCACUGUCCCGUGCUUCAGAACCAGCCACUUUUCAAACGGGAUCAGUCGGAAACAAGGUCGAAACUAGAGCUGCGGUAAAUCGAUCUCAAUCAGCGGAGAGAGGACCGGUCUUGAGUUUCUCGGCGGGCGGCCAGCGGAUCAUGCUGGCCUCCUAUCUGUUGGAUCAGUUGGAUGACGUAGAAGCGACUUCGCUGGAGGGAGUCAUAGAGGAGCCAUCUAAAGAGUCGGAAAGCGGGAGUGGGUAUGAGAAUACCCCGGAAGAAGCGGAAGGGUCCGCUUCAAGACGGUUUCCGGCAAAAUCAACUUACGUGGGGUCCACAGAGGAAAUUUCUUUUCGAGCGGAACCGACGUCCGGCGAAGUAGAGAUGAACGAAAAUUGGACGAGACGUACGUCUGGCGAACUAGAGGCGGAGGGAACUUGGACGCAAGGGUCGUCCCGCACUGGGGCCCUGGGAGAUGCUCGGAAGGUUACCGAGUACGAUGAGGAUUUCGAAGAGAUUGCUGACGAAGUUGCUGACGUGGACGAGGAAGACGAGGGAACGCCGAGCGUCAAAAGGGUGCUUGAAAGCGAUCCGCCGUGGGAAAAGAGAACGGAAGCGCGGGUUAACGGAACGGAAAGAUGGGCUGGCGAGAGGAAUCACCUGGGCCGACUAGUGACAAAAGGGAGUGGGUGGGACAGAGCGGAAAGGGAGAGAGUUGAACAAGACGGAGCGCAGUAUGGCGGAAGCGAGUCGAGGGGAACGGAUUUUACAGGGGCCGAAACGGAAGAGGGGGAAAGGAACGGAACGACGCCCGGUAUUACAACGGAAACCGAAGGUUUUGGGAACAUCUUGUUCGCAAGUAAAGACGCGUGCAGAAACUGUGGCCGGGGCCCCCAAACCGGGCACAAUCUAAGCGGUUUGUCGACAGGUUUGGAGAUUGGGGGAUGUCUGCCGGUGAUCCCAGAAAAGAAGGCCUCGUCCAGUAUCGCGGUCCAAGUGGGCACUCUGAACAACAAGGGUACGCAGGUCGAGUUCGACGAAGAACGGGGCCUUCUGUGGGAGGGAACGACGUCCUUGGGCCUGAGUUCGGAGCCAGUUGGGCUCCUGGACCGCGCGCGCGCGAACGCGCCAGCCACCGCGGCCGCGCCUGCGGGUGUGUAUGCGGGCGAGGAAGCGAGCGCGCGCGCGUACGGCGACGUGGAGCCACCAGUGCGGGAGCCGCGGCCGCCCGCGAAGUGGUUGACGGUGCAUCGUUCCGCUGCGGACGAUCUAGCUGCGCUCGCGAUGAUUGACCUUUUCCGGCGACACUUGGAAACCAUCGGAAGCCGCUGCAAGCGGCUCGGCUUUCCCGCCUCCACUCUGGGGGUACAUGCACACCGACCUUUCGUUUCUGGUCGGACGGACAGAAGGGUCGAGGUGCUUUGA